Molecule: messenger RNA, 2214 nt
Organism: Trypanosoma theileri
Lineage: Eukaryota; Euglenozoa; Kinetoplastea; Trypanosomatida; Trypanosomatidae
Exons: 1
Coding region: 1-2214 (737 amino acids)
Source: RefSeq, a predicted model, not a curated record
AUGACGUCUCGGUGGCUUCCAGACUAUGUUGUUCACCAUGGAAAGGAACCCAUGAGCUACAGUUCCACCAGGGGGAAACUAUCCAAUCCAUACGACUUGGUUACAGAAGAUGCAGUUAUCGCUUUGUAUGAACGGAAGAGCCGCACCCUGUCAGAAGUUGUCUGUGUCUGUAACAGGAUUCCAAAGAAGUUCCGGGGAUUUGAAGAUGAUAUACCAUCCGAAUUUGUUCUAAAGUCUUCUUUGACACAAUUGGGAGUAAAUGCUGAAGAUGUUGAUAUUAAGCUUGAUAAGGAUUCUUUUCGGGCUGAAAUACAUCUUAAACUUGUGGCACUCUCGCCCCUUGCUGUGCUACUUCUGGAUUAUGUUGGAGAAGGAGCUUAUAUUGGGAAACUCUUCGCAAUUGAAGCAGUUCGUAAGGUACAUAAAGUGGACUAUAUAAAUCGUUUGCUGGAUACAUUAAAUCAAGAGGGAGAACAAUUACUUACCUAUGGUAAUACCUCAAAGCCAAACUGGGAACUAAAAAUUAUUGACGGACGUGUCGUUGCAUUCCUACCUAUAUUGUUGGGAACUGUUACAUACAGUGGUGAAAUACACGGACUUCUCCCUACAAUUGGAUUGGCACUGAAAAAACGUACAAAAUACAAGGAUCUUCUUCGUCUUCAUCAAGAAUUUAAUGAUGAUUACACCCGUGUUGCACCACCUAAUGGUAUCCUAAUGGUUCGUGGCUAUGCUAUGCACCUUAGGACACUUUUUGGACGUGUGGUGGAUGAGUUUCUUCCAAAAGGUUUAAAGUCAAUGAGUUCUCGUGUUAUUGAACCAGAUUCGAGUUCUACACGUAAAAUGCAGGAUCGGACAUUUGUUUUCUACGGGAAUUCUACAGAAGAACUUACCCAUGUUCCUAUUGAGUUCUUUACUUUGGAAUCAUAUCGUGAACACGUACCGUUUACAUUACGCAAAACCCUUUCUCAGCGAUGUGGAUGUAAAGCUGAUGUUCUCCGAGUUUUUCGAACAGCUCCAGAAGGUAAUUUUUGUUGCUGUACAUACAUCAGUAAGGGUGGACAAUUCAAUGAAUUAACUCCAGAAGAUUGGGUUACAGCAGAUCCAAAACCGUUGCCUUUCGUGGGUUAUACUGAUCCAGAAAAACAACAAGAACUUGCACAGCAAGCUGUAUAUCAAGAAUGUGAAUACGGUAUUCUCUCUGCUAUUGCAACAGGGGAUAUUACAAGUGAUGGAGUUAUACUAACUCGUUACUUUCCUUCUCCAUGUCUGAAGUCACUUAUUUUGUCUUGUUCUGUGGGUAAAAAGGUACGUGCAAUAUUUUUUACAAAACCUUCAAGACAUCACGGUGAUUUUUUCAGUCAAGAUGACAGUGCACUCUUAUGUGACUUGAACACAUUUGGUAUAUCAGUUUUUUAUGUUGAUGAAAGACAUGGAGAUGUAUUUCAAUUCAUAAGACGUCGUGAUCGUGAUUCUGGAGUAUUUGUACCUUUGGAAAGAAGACAAGAAUAUCUAAUUGCUACCUUCUUUGGUGUGUAUGGUUCUAAUUUGGUGGAGGGUGACUUUGAAGCUGAGCUAAUGUACCUACUAAACGGUAUCCAGCGUCUCAGAGCAAACUGUGAUCACCCUAUGCUAAAUCCGAACAAAGCACUCGCACUUGUUACUGGAGGUGGUCCUGGUGCAAUGGAAGUGGGAAAUCGAGUGGCCAGAUCACUUGGUAUCUUGUCAUGUGGUUUGUUUGUUGAUUUUGGUUCGCUUUCGCAAAAACCUGGUGCGACUAUAAAUGAACAAAAGAAAAAUCCAUAUGUUGAAGCCUUCAUGACUUAUCGUGCAAACAAGUUGGUGGAGCGUCAGUCAGAUUUUAACUUGGAUUUCCCCAUAUUUCUGACUGGAGGUAUCGGCACGGACUUUGAGUAUGCACUUGAGGAGGUCCGUCGUAAGGUUGGCUCUGUGGCACCAAAUCCGGUCCUUCUUUUUGGUACAGAGAGUUAUUACACGAACAAAAUUACAAGGCGUUAUCAGGAGAACCUUAAGAAUGGAACCAUUAAGGGAUCAGAAUGGAUCUGUACCAUUCCAUGGCUUGUGAACUCAGGUAAGGAAGCGUUAGAAGUGUACAAACGAUUCUUUAGUGGUCGACUUCCAGUAGGCCCAGGGCAUCCCGCAAACGAAAGGGGCUUUGUAGUUGCAUCGGAAUAUUUCGCAAGUAAUCCAACAUAA